GCUUAAACUUUGCCAAAACUCCACAAAACACAGAGUCCAGUGUGUGUCCGUGCUGUACACACACCACGACUGCAGCAGCAGCAGCAGCAGCAGCAGAACCGGGUUCUGUUCUCAUCAUGACUCUGCUGAGGUCCACGUGUGCCAUCACCACCAGAGCCUUGUUCAUCCUGGUGUGCAUGUGCGCAGUCUGGAGGGUGACCUCGGUGAAGGAAGAUCUCCUCUACUGGUUCCUGUUGCUGCUCCUCCUGCCCCUGGUCCUGGAGAUGAUUUUCACUCUGAAGAGGAGGCGAGGGGAAGAUUACAAAUGGUUUUCUCCGCCCAUUUUCCUGUUCCUCAUCAGUAUCGUUCCCUCCAUCUGGCUCCUGGAGCUUCAUCCACAGCAGCAGAUCGCCGCCAACAGGACUGAGUGCCGAAAACUGGACUCAUUUGAAAGUGUGCGAACAACCUUCAUGGUGAACACGACCUUUGGGAACUACAGCACCAGGCUGAAGGACGUGUCUCAGGCCAUUUCCACCGUCUGUUCUAACGACUGGAUCCUAGCUCUUCAUCAGAUUGUGCUCAUCCUCCUCAUUGUAGGAAAGUGGCUGCUCCCGCGGGGGGGCGGAGUCACACGUGAAGAGCUGUCACAGCUUCUCUUGAUUUUCAUUGGCACAGCUGCAGACAUCCUGGAGUUCACCAGUGAAACACUGUCAGACGUCAAGGAGAAGACUCCUCAGAUGGUCUACCUGGUCUUAGCUGUUUGGACCUGGAGCAUGCUUCAGUUCCCGUUCCAUCUGUCUGUGGUGAGCAACAAGUCAGAGAGUGAGGAUGAGCAGAGGAGCAGCUUCUUCACCAAACACAGCACUGACAUGUGGAACACCACAGAAGCCUUGUUCAUCCAGGACGGUCCGUUCCUGGUGGUGCGAGUCACCGCCAUGGUCUAUUGCAAAAUCUUUCACCAGAUGCUGGGAUUCUUCACCAUCAAGAACCUCCUGGUGGUCAUACUCAGCUUGUACAGGUUGGUGGUUCUCUGUCAGGACUACAGAGCUUCCAGCAGCAGCAGCAGAGACUUCACUGUUCCAUAACUGGGAUUGGUUGGAAUGAAAAAGAACUAUGUUGGACUAAAGGUUGGCGUACUGCUGGUGGAGCUCUGAACAUCAAGAAAUCUGACAAAUCCAACAAUAGAAGGCUUUUUAACAACUCAACCAAGGUAAAUAUUAGUGGCUUUAGAAGAACAAAGUGACAAAAACACAAAUAAUUUAGUUUCUCUGAGUACAGUAUUUUUUUAAAUUGAUCUUUGUA
Messenger RNA from Cynoglossus semilaevis (tongue sole), 1281 nucleotides. Its product is annotated as transmembrane protein 26. The record is from RefSeq and is a predicted model, not a curated record. NCBI's taxonomy places the organism in Eukaryota, Metazoa, Chordata, Actinopteri, Pleuronectiformes, Cynoglossidae. The coding region runs from base 117 to 1064 and encodes 315 amino acids. The transcript has 6 exons.